Procambarus clarkii (red swamp crayfish) is the source of this 9618-nucleotide messenger RNA. RefSeq names its product axotactin (gene axo). The record is from RefSeq and is a predicted model, not a curated record. Lineage: Eukaryota; Metazoa; Arthropoda; Malacostraca; Decapoda; Cambaridae. Gene Ontology annotation, molecular function: serine-type endopeptidase inhibitor activity.
AGUAAGCCGGGACGAUGCAGAUUAGUUGCGACAGUCUCCAGCCGUGGAGCGUCGGUCCUCAGCGGCGCCCUGCUCAGUGUCAUCCUUACCCGCCGACCCGCUAACUCCCUGGCGAGUUACCCGUACCACAUCCUGUUAUACUCAUGUUAUGUAAACUGAAGUCGAGAUCUGAACCCACGGUGUGUCACUGAAUUGUCAACGAUGCUACCCUUGAAGGCCUGGCAGCCUCUCCUGGUCGCUCUACUGCUUCUUGUAAACCUUGCCACUAGCAGCCCGGUGCUGCAAGGUGAUAACGAUUAUAAUUACAACUACGAUGACUAUGAACAAGCAGAUGAGCAGAAAACAAAAUCCAUUCCCCCGGACCCUGAACCGGUUGUAAUGCAGAAAGUUACGACGAAAUCAGUACGAGAAAUAGAACCUAAACCAGCUGCAGAUCUGAAAACGACGACGAAGUUAGGACUUGAAGUAAAACCUGAUAUAGCCGCUGAUCUGAAAGCUACGACAAUGUCUGGACUUGGAACAAAACCAGAACCAGCUGCUGAUCUAAAGACUACGACGAAAUCCGGACGCGGAACAGAAUCCAAAACCGUCGUCGAGCUGAAAGCUUCGACGAAGUCAACACCCGGAGCGGAACCUAAGACACCUGGAGACCCGAUACAAUUCCCCGAAAUUGAUCCUGAGCGAGAAUCAGGAGCACCGGUUGACGUCGAAGAGACGGACUACUCGCAGUCGCUGCUGAACGCUACAUCUACGCCAGAAGCGACUGAGGCGGACGAGCGGGGUGAGGUACCUCAACCAACUCCCAAACCUCUUCCCGCAAGCUGCACACAGCCUCCGAGCCCGGGGCUGUGUCGAGGCCACUACCCAAUGUUCUACUUCGACCCCGCGACCAACACCUGUCAACAGUUUGUGUACGGCGGCUGUCGAGGCAACGAGAACAUGCACAAGACAGCCACGGAAUGCUACGCCAAGUGCCACCCAGCUGCCCUCAACGUGUGGAACAAGCACCAGCUUGGUAGGUCAUCACCACACGACUACCUGACCUUACACGAUGGUACGGGCGUCACCUCCCUCACCUUCGUCAGCCGCAACCCAUCUCUCAGGGUCGACGACAAGACGCUGGCUCACUUCUCCAUCAACAACACCUACCAGUUCGACUUGUACUUCAGGACGGACUCUCCCCACGGGCUCCUCGCCUUCCUGCGUCAGGUAUCGGCGCCGGAGGAGCCGCAAGGAGUGAGGAUCCAGCUGUACAUCUUCCUGAAGAGAGGCCACCUGGCAGUCACUCACGUCUUCGAUAACACGACUGAAACAUUCAUCAUGGAGAAAGGAGGGCUGCAAGAUAGCAGCUGGCACCAUGCCAUAGUCAAGGUGACGGCAACCACGGGGGAUCUGACGGUGGAGGUGGACAACAUCCAGGAGAACUUCACCGUCGCCAGCCUCGCAGACCGACCCGGGUACUCCAGGGGCAGCUACGCCCUCCAGGACCUCGCCUCCAGACUCUGGAUCGCGGGAGUGGACAAGAAGAGCCUGGAGGAGGAGGAGGUGGUGGUAGGCUUGGUGCCGUUCCACGGGUGUAUGCGGCAGGUGGGGGUGGCGAGUGGUGGCACUCCCAUGGGUAUGGUGCCAGUCCGUCCCCUUCUCACCUCCACGCAUCAUGGCGUCCGGGAACACUGCAACAAUAACUGCAAAGAUCGUUACCGUAACCUGUGCUCCCCGUCAUCGCACUGUGUUGAGCACUUCGACCACAGCACUUGCAGCUGCUUCAACAGCGGUCAGGACGGCAGGAGGUGCGCCAACCCUGAGCUGCCAGUGUUGACUUUGAACAGUGAAGGUUACGUGGUCCACCGUAUCUACGAGUGGGUGGAUCGCGUUCAUUCCUACAACAACCUCAUCUCCAUAGAGUUCAAGACAGAGUUUACGAGCUCGAUCCUGUUCUACGCCUCGGCCGAGCACCCGGAGAAGCAGCACCUGUCUGCCUCCAUCACCGGCGACGGCAGGAUUUACUUCGAGGCUGACUUCGGAGAAGGGGUGGUGAGGGCCCUGGUGGGGGAGAGGCUGAACUCGAGCCACUGGUACACCUUCACCGUCAUCCACCAGCACGAGAAACUCAAGGUGUACCUGGACUCGAAGCUUAAACAAACUCUCAUCGUGCCUGGGAAGGUCCAUUACCUCCAUCUAGACCCGGACUUGUACGUCGGCAACCUUCCCGGACUUAACCGGUUGUGUGGGCUGACCAAGGACCUGGGCACGCCGGAGUGCCCUCAGGAGGCGCAGCAGCGUUACCACUACGACGUCCACUCCGCCACCUGUCGCCCCUUCAACUACACCGGCUGCGGAGGCAAUAACAACAGCUUCGUUGACCACGCCACCUGCAUGGACUCCUGCUACACCGUUGGUCUGAGGUCUCUCAAUUCCUUCCUGGGUUGCUUGAGGAACGUCUUCUUUAAUGACGUCAGCAUCCUGCAGCAGCUGCACCAGGGAAACAGAUCCACCCGAUACAUUGGCAUGACCGAGGAACCACCUCUGUCAACCACCUGCAAUAGGAUGGAUGAGGUACAAGUCACACUGUCUACAGCCAGCUCCAGCAUUCUCCUGCACAACCAUAAUCCUAAUGAUUUCCGACUUAAAGUGUCCUUCAGGCCUACGACACCUCGCAGCAUUCUCGCCUCUGGUCAGGUGUACGUUCGUGACACCUGGAACGUGUGGCAGAUGCGUCACGACCAGAACUACGUCUAUUUUGACGUGCAUGACGACGUAGUCCACCUCAAACCCGAUGGCAGAAUAAAAAUCGGCGACUGGCAGUAUGUGGAACUGCGGCAGGAGAAAGACCUCCUGAUCAUGAAGGUCAACCAGAUGACCACCUCGAAAAAGACCUCAGGAAGCCUUCAGUUCUCCUCCCAAGUGACCAUUGGGGCCAGCAUCCUAGGAGACGAAACAGGAUUUAUUGGGUGCUUGAGGAUGUUGGAGUUAGGAGGAGAGAUGGUGAACUUGCGCUCCAUCGUGGGAACUCCCAUGGUCAGCAAGGACGUCACUUUUGACAACUGUCAGGUGUUGGGCCCUUGUGAGCGGCCAGGGUCGUGCGGACACGGAGCCCCUUGUACCGUGGCUGGGGAUGGUGUCCAGUGUAACUGCUCAGGCACGGGCUACACGGGCAAAACGUGUCACUUCCCGUUGUAUAGGAAGUCGUGUGAACAGUACCGCCAGAUCGGCUACAACACGUCAGGGAUCUACAAGAUCGACGUGGACGGCAGUGGUCCUCUGCCUCCCGGCUUUGUCAGAUGCCUCUUCAGCGAGCUGACGGGGGAGACCUUCACCAUCAUCGAACACAACCUGCCGCAGAGUUUUGACGUGAGGAGACCGAAGAUGUCCAGCGUCCAGAUCAAGGUCCACUACAGAGACUUCUCCGACGAUAUGCUUAAGGCGUUGGUUAGCCAAUCCAAGUCCUGUUCUCAGAAGGCGAGGUACAACUGCCGGAGGUCCCCUCUAAGGCUCUCCACCAUGACCUGGUUCUCCUCCCCUUCAGAGAAAAUUAUCACCAGCUUCGGGGCCAAGACUCCUGGGUUGUGUAGGUGCAAAGAAAUGAGAUCGUGUGACAAGAUGGACAUCCCGUGCAACUGUGACGCUAACGAUGGGCUUCCAAGAGCAGACAAGGCGGUGAUCACUAACCCCAGACACCUGCCUCUCACCUCCAUGGUCUUCCUGCAGGAUCAUCAAGGACAGCGAGAGGACACCGAGGGACUCAUCACGCUAGAGCCCCUCAAGUGUGUUAGCGACGUUCUGGAGGGGCAGACGGUGGCCUUCAAGCACUCCGGCAGCUUUCUGGAGGUGCCGGCGUGGCGGGAGGGCAGCCUCUUUCUCAGCUUCAAGACCACCUCCAAGAAGGCGAUAGUGGCCUACCAACCAGCCUACCACCCAAGUCACGCCAGUUUCAAGGUCGCUCUCGUUGGAGAUAAGGAGGUGGAGUUCAUGUACAGGUUUCGGGACCAGAUCUACCGGCACCGCGUGGCGUCCAGCGGUCGCCUCAACACCGGCCGGUGGCAGCAGCUGCACAUCGACAUUCAUGACUACCAGAUGCGUCUCGUCCUUAAUUCUGACGAGGGUCUCAUCGACAUCGACAGAAAUGUCAACCUCGGAGUCCUCGAUGGCUCCAUGUUCCUGGGGGCCAUCCCUCAGCAAUUCCUGACUGAGGAAGAUAAGCAGGACAAACUGGAGGGCUUUAUCGGCUGCAUCCGCGGGCUGGCCCUCAACGACGAGCUGGUGGACCUGAAGGCGUUCGUCAGAGCCUCGGCUAAUGGGGUCAGUUCGGGCUGUUCGCCUUCCUGCGACCCCAACCCCUGCAGGAACGGUGCAUUGUGCCUUGAAAGCUGGGGAACGUAUCAGUGCAGCUGUAAAAACCCUCUCGCUCACUCUGGAAGAAACUGCGAAAAUAAUAUCAACGAAGACGCCCUCACCUUCACCACGGAGGACUCCAAGUUCAAGUACUUUUUGGACGACAUAGAAAAACUCGGGGACAAGAAUCUGCUCAAAAACAGUUUUCUUAUCAACUUCCGCACUCAUGUGAAGAAGGGACUUAUUCUCUUCGCUUACGACUAUCUCCACAACUUUGUACAGUUGUACUUAGCCCAGGAGAACGAGGUGGUGUUCCUCUACAACCAUGGCUCUGUGGUGAAGAAGCUGGCGGUGAAGGCUCACAAUGGCGUGGUGUUCAACAAGGGGCAGUCCGUACAGCUGUCAGUGACCCGGACGGCCGCUUCCACUACUGUCUCCGUCUACACCGACGGCGCCACCUUCAACGCCUCCCUGGACGCCGGCGUGUUGCUUCUACAGGACCACGAGUACAAGCAGUUCCCCUUCGGUGCUAGACAACCUCUGCCCGAGAUAGUGUACUACCCGCACUCGGUCACCAAACCCACGCAUUUCUUCCAGGCCUACCUGGGCUCAGGCAGCGACAACGAGUUCGAUGUCACGUCUGUCAUCCCGGGUAUUGUGGGCUGCGUCAGAGGCCUUAAGAUUGGCUCGAAGGUCAUCUCCCUGAUCGACCUUUACCACAAGUCGACAUUCCCUGUGGACGGCAUCAAGGUCAACUGUACGAUGGCGUGCGACCGGCGGCCGUGUCUCAAUGGUGGGGUUUGUACCGAAGACUUCCACUACUUCAACAACUUCCAGUGUGACUGUACCGGAACCUCGUACACUGGCCCUACUUGUGUCGGCGAGACUUCGUAUAUCUUCUCUGGUCAUCAAUGGAUCAGCCAGGACGCGGCCACUUCUCCCAUCAGGAAAGACUUCAGAUUCGAGCUGGCAUUCUCCACCUCCGUGCCAGGCUCACGGCCCCAGCUAGUUGCUCUCCUCCGUUCCACAGACCUCCAAACGGCCCACGACUACUUGCUGGUGGCAGUGGAGUACGACGGGUCGCUCCUGGUGGAGGCGCAGCUGUCGGACUUGGAUCGGGAUAUGGUGUGGGGGACCAAGGUCAUUCCUUCCUCACACAACUUUAAUGCUUUUGAUGGCCACAGACAUUACGUCUUCGUGGAAAAGACGAAAAAUGGGCUCACUCUGAAGGUUGACAGGGAGGAGAGAGACGUCUUCCCGCUCCAUAACAUCUUCGUGGGUGAGACGAGUGUGAGGACCACCCCGACGGGGCUGUACCUGGGAGGGGUGGAGGCUGGUGUCGACGAUCGUCUGGGCCGCUUCGACAGCUUCCACGGUUGCAUCUCUAACGUGAAGGUACGCACUCCCGACGGGGAAGUGGCACCACUACAGCAGUACAGCGACAGUGACAUGCACCUCAGGAGCAGCGGGGUGCCAAGCUUCGGCACCUGUGCACCGUUCGCGGGUGCCCCUGGCGCCCUGCCCGUCCACACCAGCAGUCUCAAUCUGUCCGGGGUGAUGGGAGAGGACUGGGCCUUCAGGACUGCCGAACGGGUUCCCUUGUCGCCCAAGAUGGUCUCAUCCACACACCCGGAGAGAGACACUCCUAUGGACAAUAUUGUCCCGGCCGUUGCUGGGGGAGUUAUUCUCGUUUGCUUCAUCAUCGUCAUCGUCAUCGUCCUCAGGACGAGGAGGAAGAGUAAGCACAGGAGACUCACAUCUGACGAAGAAGAGGCUCGACCCCUCUUCAAUGGCAGCAAUGUCGACAGGCAAAAUAGUGUUAAAAUCGUUAAAAUGUCGGAGAAAGAGAUGGUGCCGUUGAUAUCGAAGCCGGAUCAUGACGAUGUAAUGGAAGGGAUCACGGCAGGUGUGCAAGCGAUACCUGCACCAGAUGUGGACACCAGGCAGCACGAGGCGUCUCCUCAGAGGACCACAGAGGGACAGGAGGCCACCACCAAGCAGGAGCCCCUGGAUGCUGUGCAGGUGCGUAGAGUGCACGACAGUGACGGUGGAGGUGGUGACGGAGGUGGUGACGGUGGUGGUGACGGUGGUGGUGAGCGACCUCUCUCUUGGGACAAAUCUUGUGACACUCUUCCACUUACCAUCGGGAACCAGGGCGAGCCAGUGAUCUGUCAGCCCACAGGAGACAGUAGCUCGGAGAGCAGUAUUGACUGCACCAUUGACAUCAACGACUCGCCCGCUUCCUCUCCUUCAACCCCAACCAAAUUGGGACACUUACCUCACGAGGAAGGUUCACCAUCGUCGACCAAGGUGCAGAGGCGCUCUCUAGGUCUACCAUUUAUCGAUGACGAAAUGCUCAUUGGCGAAAACUCAGCCAGUGUGCCUCAAAUGCUGAGCUACCGUCCACUUCCCACAGAAGACAACGGUAGUGAGAUGGGAGACCAAAAUAUUCACGGUCCCGAUGCUUUUGAAGAAGACCACGACGACAAAACCAAAGAUAUUGUAUAUAGCCAUCCGAAGGUUGGAGAUGAAGAAAUUCAGAAGAUCGUGAAUGAGGAAACGGAGGACGAUAUUGAAGUUGUUGAUGAGGAGAACUCAGAUAUUAAUAAUACAGUGGAGAUUGGGGAACAAGACAGUGAAAAGUCAGACAAUGAGGGAGCUGUAGGUAACUAUGGAGACGAAGAUGUCGACAGUAAACGAAGUUCUGAAAUCGAAGCAGUGCUUGAGGAAAUCGAGGAAACUGAAAUCAGUUACCCAAACUGCAAUACUAACCAGCCGGAGAAAAAUUUGAAAGAUCAAACAGAGGAAAAGAUGGAUAAAGAUCCAGAACUCGAUAUCAACGACCAGCUGGAGUUGAGACCUGACUCAGAACCAGAAAUAAAAGAGGAGAUAAAACCAGAAGACAAUACAUCUCCUGAGUCGACCACCAAACUUGGAGAUGUGGAGACCGACGACACGGAAAGUAAUCCACAAGAUAAAGAAAUCACUGAACCACGAUCUGACGCAGAUAACGCAAUCUCCUCCGGUUCAUCAGACUCGUCAAUCUCCUCAGAGGAGGAGGAGUUUUACACUGAACCACCAAGACCAUCUGUGGGUGCUUCGUCUUCGCCAAAAGAGACAAGUGAACCUCUAGACGAAGAUGAUGACGGUGGUUUCAUCGAACUACGUCCUGAACGAGAAGACAUCCACGACGCACGCAGAAUUUCAGCGAAGACGUUGCAACAAUUUGAUGAUCACAAGUCAACUCUCAUCGAGAACUUGAACAUGGGUGAGGAUACGAGGCCAAGCUUGAACCACGGAAACACUGAAGAUAACAAAGGCCAGCAGCUGAGAAAUAUUGAAAUAUUGGUCGAUAUAGAGAAUCAAGACGACACAUUACAAAACAGAGACAACUACAGCAACCCAGCCAUACCUCUCACACCAAUUAUAAUCGUCAGCGGCCCAGAUGAGCAUGAUAUUUCCUGGCCAGAGUCGCAUGAUUUUGCCAACGAUUGCGAACACAAUGAAGAAUUGCCUACGGAUGAUACCCACAUCUCCAGAUGUGUAGCAGAAUCUGAACAAAGCGAUCAAGCAUCUACAGACUAUCCUGCUGAAGAAAAUUUAAACCAAGAAAUGGUAGAGACCGAGGAAUUGACAGAAGAUGGAAAGAAGAGUGAAGACGAAUAUCUAACACCAGAGACAACUAUACUAACGGAUGAUAUAUCUUAUAAAGGAGAGAAUGACAGAACGGACAGAGAAGAAACUGAAAACAAAACUGAAUAUGGAACGACCAAUGAAGACGAAGUAUGGCAACAAGAACCUAAUGGUAACCAAAGCGGAUUAAACAAAGGUAAAAUAGGAACGAAAGCUGGAGUGGAUGACACUAACAUUACCGACGGUGGCAAAUUCCAAACCGAGUUUAAUGAGCGCACUGAACCCGAGGGUAUGUCAGAGGAGGACUGGUCGCUCCUCAACCAGCAGAUAAACAGAGAUGACAAUAGCGAAAACAUGAAGACGGAUCGUGCAGUAAUUCCUGAAAGUGAAGACAACAACUCUGAAUCUUACCUUACCUUUGGUCGGGACGACGACAUCAGUCUAGAGGACCCAGGUGUGACGCAUCGUGAUGCUACAGAAGCCGAGAGUGGAGUCAAUCUCGGCUCUGUCAGCGAGAGAGAUGAGAGUGACAAGGAAACUGAGGCAAUCAGCAUGCCCUCACGCAGAAAAGAAAACCCGUCUUCUGAAAAGGAAAGCGAAAAGGAAAUAAAUUAUCAGAAUGUUGCAGACGACAAGUUUUCUGAAGACAGGGAAAGUAGUCAAGAACACAAAGAGAAGGAGAAAGGAAAGGAGGACGAUAGAGGGCAAGAAGAAGAAGAAGAAUCAGGAAACGCUCCCGAGAAGAAAACCGCUUCGAAUCGUUCUAACAAAGGACAUAUUGUGAGAGGCAAGAAGCUGAACCCCGUGUUCUUGGCGGAUAAUUUACGCACCUUCAGUAACCCCAUCAGUUACCUCGGGGGGCCCAGCAUCGAGUACGAGGAAGGUGGACAAGGCAGCAGAUCCAGAAGUGAGAGUCUGACAUCAACAUCAUCUCUGGAUUAGACUGUAAAGCUUAGAUAAAGAAACAUUAUUUGUUCCUCCAUUUGUUUUGGAAAACCAUCUUUAAAAUCUGACUAUGUUAGUGUGUGGUUCAUUAAAAAGAUAAAUAUUAAAGUAAAAAAUAUUAACAACUAGAGCUGACAAUUAAAUAAAAUAUUUACUUCACCUAUCUGAUUACAAUGAUAAAUUUAGACUUUUAUCUAAUUAAAUCUACCUGAAUAUUCCCAUACAAAUAAAAAACAGUAACGAUAAAAUAUAACAAUAUCUCCCAGCUUUGUUAUCUUAAAGGAAUAUUUAAGGCUAAUAAAAGUGCAUAAGAAUGAAAGUCUUUACAGUGAAUACAAUAUAGUAAAGCGAACUACCAAGUUCAUACAUAACCAGAAGUCCUGUGAUGCUGCAGCCGCUAAGUACAGCAAGGACCUUCUCUUCAUAAGCUAUCCUUAUUAUGUAACAUUAUGCUAUCAUUAUUAUGUAAUAUUAUACUAUCCUUAUUUAAUAUUAUGCUAUUAAUAUUAUGUAAUAUAUGAUCAUAAAUAGUUUAUAAUUUGUAAAUACCUUUUGGCAUGGCAAAAAAAAACACCACUGAUGUGCUUUUAAAGUGAAUGUAGAAAUUAUUUAGCUACUUAAGAAAAUCCAGGAACUAGUUUCACAGCGGCAGUUGAUUGGACAGUGGGUUGAUGUAUAGAUUUAAGCCCAAUAAAAUUUUGAUUAACA